This is a messenger RNA of Labrus mixtus (cuckoo wrasse), 1868 nucleotides long. RefSeq names its product butyrophilin subfamily 2 member A2-like. Gene Ontology annotation, biological process: cell surface receptor signaling pathway; negative regulation of T cell proliferation; immune response. Gene Ontology annotation, cellular component: external side of plasma membrane. The record is from RefSeq and is a predicted model, not a curated record. The coding region runs from base 86 to 1183 and encodes 365 amino acids. The transcript is spliced from 3 exons. NCBI's taxonomy places the organism in Eukaryota, Metazoa, Chordata, Actinopteri, Labriformes, Labridae.
AAUGUCGUUUUUACGAUGUUUCCAACAGUACCUGAAUGCACCAUAAAGCAUUCAUUUAUUUUACUUUCACUUCAGGUAAAGGAACAUGGCCUCCGCUGGUUUUCUGCUCUUAACGCUCGCUGUCCUCAACAGUGCAGGAAGUUCACAGAGUGAAGAGUUUGUGGAAAUUCACUGCAAGACUCAAAACAUCGGACAGUGUGAGCAGGAGUCACGACUUGACUGUGUAAUCCACUACUCUGAAGGAGACAUAGAAGAUCAUGAAAUCCUGGCAGUAAUUUGGAGGAAAGAGGGGGUUAAAGAACCCCUCUUUAAAUACGAAAAUGGAAAACGGACAUCGUUGCCUGGAUAUUCAUUUGCUGAACCGUUCUGGAACAACAAGAACACGGACAUAUCCCUGCUCAUUUUCAAAACUGCUGUUAAGGACGAGGGAGAUUAUACAUGUUAUGUGUCCACAGACAGUGGUGAUAACACCAUCCAAACCAGACUGAGUGUCACAGCCAAAUACGGAGUGCCAACUAUUCAGCCUCAACCUCAGGACAUUGAUCUCAACACCGACGGUUCCCUGACAUGCAGGUCCACCGGCUACCCAAAAGGCCGACUCAGCUGGUUUGAUAAAGACAACAAGCCUUGGUUAGAGCAACCCGAGGUGGAGGUGCUGACGACAGAGAGUGGUCUGUUUAUCCUCUCAAGCACGUUGAAUAUACAGCGAGGAUCCGCCUUCUCCCAGUACACCUGCAAAGUGUUCAACGCCAGAGGAGACGAAGAGGCGGAGAAAUCCUUCAUCAGUGGAGGAAGUUCACAGAGUCAUGCUGAGUCACUCCAUCAUAUCAGAGCCUCUGUGGAAAUUCACUGCAAGACUCAAAAUGUUGGACAGUGUGACCAGGAGUCACGACUUGACUGUGUAAUCCACUAUGUUGAAGACCUAGAAGAUGCUGAAAUCGUGGCGAUAAUUUGGUGGAAAGAGGGGGUUGAAGAACCCGUACUUAAAUACACCCAUGGAGAACUUACAUCGUUGCCUGGAUAUUCAUUUGCUGAACCGUCCUGGAACAACAAGAACGUGAACGUAUCCCUGCUCAUUCACAAAACUGCUGUUAAGGACGAGGGAGAUUAUACAUGUGAUGUGUCCACAGACAGUGGUGAUAACAAGAACCAAACCAGACUGAACGUCACAGGUGAGCUCUAAGAUAAAACGUUGCGUCAGCUUGUUGGCACACACACACACACACACACACACACACACAUACACACACACACACAAUCUAUCUAUAAUGUUGCAUAAUCUCCACCUGAUUCCUGCUGUGAAAUGUGACAUGUAUAAAGAAAGAGACUGGUGUCUGUCUGUCUUUUGUUGUGUUUAUGUAGCUUUUUUGCGAUCGAGUGCAACUUCUCCACAUCAGCUGUUAGCUUCUCAAUCUCAGAUAUUUUUUUCCUUCUUCUUUUUCAUCGGUCGUCUCUCAGAGAAACCGGCUCACAUGCCUUUAAACUCUUGAAUUCUGAUCAUGUCGAGCCCGUCAGACCAAAUAUUCUCUAUUGCACUAAAGACAAGCCAAAAGUGGGGAAAAAAGUCCUUAUCAAAAUCCGCAUAUGUGAAUGAUUAACUGUUCUCUAACACAGAUUGAACCAUUGACCUGGUUGGCUAAAAAACAGUGCCAAAAUAAAUGUGACAUGAUGAGUUCAUGAAAAGGUAAACACGACAAACGUCCUUAAACUACUCUCAGUAGAUGAGCUUCAAAUCAGUGUGUGCAAAAAUGCUGAACUUUAUACUCUUUUUUAAAAUUAUUUUAAAAUUGUUUUUUUAGCACUAGCACCUAUUGUACCAACUGUAAAUUGUGAUGGUAUUGUCUGUAAUAAAACAAAAUCUAAAUAAG